Messenger RNA from Suillus bovinus, 822 nucleotides. RefSeq lists its product as uncharacterized. Lineage: Eukaryota; Fungi; Basidiomycota; Agaricomycetes; Boletales; Suillaceae. The transcript has a single exon. The record is from RefSeq and is a predicted model, not a curated record. Bases 1 to 822 code for a protein of 273 amino acids.
AUGCCCAAUGAAAGGAGAAGCUCGAGCAUGGGAGACAAUACUCCACCCACCUCACACACCACCUCCCCAACAUAUGGCCUCAAAACCCGCAGGACAGUACAAUCACCCAUCACCCAAGAAGCAAUAGAAGCCCUGCCAAAUAGAGUCAAGGAUGCGCCCAGCAGUAAAACCUUCCUAGAAUCAAAGCUACUCUGCCACAUUGGUCAACCUUAUACGAUCAAUCACUUAAUUUUGGCUCUUUUCCAGAUCACACAGAUGUCAAAUAUGACCCCAGUCCCAGUAACUGCUGCAAUUCGGGCAGUAGCCUUUGUCUUGAAAGAGCUCGACAUUGACAAUACGGCGGAAAUGAUUUCACAGCAAGUUCUGUGCUCACUUAACACCAAACUAAUGGAUACCAACCUCGCCAGUAUGAUAUCAAAGCAGGUCACCAAUGAUAUCAUGGCAAAACUAGUAGACCAUGUUGUUGCCGCCAUUUCCCUGCAGGUCACCUCAGUCCACAACAUCUCUCAGUCACUCACCUCCACACUGGAUGACACCAGAAAUCUUCACACAUCCAUAGGAAGAGAACGCACUGAGAAAGAAGACAACAUCAAGACCACUGCAGACCGUAUCGAAGAUGCUGCCGACGCUCUUUAUGAAUCGGUUGAAACAUACCAGAAAGCGCUUCACACACUAACUCCCUCUUUAGAUGCAACCCAAGAAAAGAUUGACCAACUCUCCACACAGAUCUCUAGGACCCCCACACCAACUCAAGGAACAGUACCUCCAUCUUACAGCUCAGUAGCAGCGACCUAUCUACCUCCGAAAUUGACCAAGCACUAG